Molecule: messenger RNA, 531 nt
Organism: Paramuricea clavata
Lineage: Eukaryota; Metazoa; Cnidaria; Anthozoa; Malacalcyonacea; Plexauridae
Source: the annotation of a GenBank genome assembly
AUGAGCGGAAACCGAAGCCCAAUAGAUUGUAACCGAUUACAUUUCUUUGGUGAAUCAUCGGUAGUUGUAACGAGCGGAAACCGAAGUCGUGGGCACAGUGGAAUAGGCGCUCCAGCAAUCGAAGUACAACGAUAUGCUUCGAAUGCCACAUAUACUGUGAAUCUGCUACAUAACAUCCAUGGAGUAUCUCAUUUCAAUAUUCUAAGAGGCCCAUCAAACGGUUUGGAAUUGCUAAACUUCUUCGAAGAAGCUCUCGAGCAAGAAGAUGUAUUUGCAAACCCUGUUAUAAAAGAACAUGAUGUUAUAAUAAUGGAUAACUGUGAUUUUACAAGAGAGACAUGUUCAGUUGUUUUGUCAACCACCUUACCCGGCAUCCAUGUUAGUGAAGCAUGUUUCAAUCACAUAAAGACCACACUGCGUCGCUAUUCAAGAUACACUGAGAAAUAUACAGAGUUGUGCAUUUCUGAUGCAAUAGGAAUGAUAAACGAGGGUCUGUCAAGACAGUUCUUCAAGUUUUGUGGCUACAUAUAA